GUGGAAUAUCUCUGCAUACUUUGCAUAAGAUACUGCUACAUAUAGUAGGUUGGAACACACAACAGUAUGAUUACCAUUCUUACUGCUUUGUGGAUCAAUCAGAUGGCGCGGUGUUUGGACCAAACAAAUCCACCGCUGUUGAUAGCAUGUUAGUCUUCUGUAAUGGUUACAAGUUCUUUGAUGACAAGAAAUUACAGCUUGGAUUGUUGUUACAGAAGGAAGGAGACAGGUUGUUAUACAUAUAUGAUCUGGGGGAUCAAUGGGAGCAUCUUAUCACCGUGGAAACAAUACUCAGUGAGGAAGUGUCAACUGGUGCUUGUUUGGUUAUUAAUGGUGCUUUGCAUUGCCCACCAGAGGAUUCCUUAGGUUGUUGGGAGGCUUCUGGUAAUCCGUCUUAUCAAGGUCUCAUGGACUUAUUGCCAAGACAAAAGAAGUGGCGAGGACCUUUUGAUUCUUCAGUCAGUCUCCGUGCAAAGAUCUUGCUAAAGGAAGGUGGAAUGGCAAACAACGUCACCGAUGGCAUGUUGGACCCAUUCAAAUUUGAAAUUGAGGAUGUUAAAGACAAACUGAAGAAAUGCAUUACACAGAGUAUAAGGGAUAUGAGUGGAUCUAAAAGAACUAAGAAUCAUGGUGUUGCUAUGUGUUGUAAUUGUGGCAAUCCACAUAAUCUGCAUUUAUGUUCAGGUAUGCUAUUCAAUAUGUAUUUAUUGCUAACAUAUAUUCAUCUUUGA
This is a messenger RNA of Saccoglossus kowalevskii, 731 nucleotides long. RefSeq lists its product as uncharacterized. Lineage: Eukaryota; Metazoa; Hemichordata; Enteropneusta; Harrimaniidae. The record is from RefSeq and is a predicted model, not a curated record.